Trachymyrmex cornetzi is the source of this 4261-nucleotide messenger RNA. RefSeq names its product Peroxidasin (gene Pxn). The coding region runs from base 164 to 3991 and encodes 1275 amino acids. The transcript has 6 exons. Gene Ontology annotation, molecular function: protein binding; peroxidase activity; heme binding. Gene Ontology annotation, biological process: response to oxidative stress. The record is from RefSeq and is a predicted model, not a curated record. Lineage: Eukaryota; Metazoa; Arthropoda; Insecta; Hymenoptera; Formicidae.
AAGUACUUGAAAGAGAGAGAGAGUGUGUGUGUGUGUGUGUACGUGCACGCACGUCCGACCACCGAUCCACGUGGUACCGGGACACACAACAUAUAGAGACUACUCUUAUACUGUGGAUACAUUUCUCAAGUACACUGAACACCUCGACGAUCAAGCGAAGGACAUGAGGCGGACCGUGGACCUGUUGGUCUGGACGCUGUUGGUCCCUCCGCUCCUAUUCGCAACAGAUCCCUUGCAGCAGGCUACUGGAGCAACGGUAGAAUGCCCACAGAAAUGCGUCUGCUACAACAACACAAUGCAGGUGCGAUGUAUGUUCCUAAAGCUGAUCCAAGUGCCACGGGUGCCCCCUAAUGUCACCGUCCUAGAUCUCCGAUUUAACAGCAUCGCGGAAGUGCGCGCGGGAUCAUUUCACGGACACAAGCAAUUGCAUACCUUGCUACUGAACGACAACCACAUUCGACGGCUGCCGGUAGGCGCGUUCGAGGGCGCACCGAAUCUACGGAUACUUUACUUGUACAAAAAUCGCAUCGAGCACAUCGCGCCGGGCGCGUUCGCGGGGUUGCCACGGCUCGAACAGUUGUACCUGCACCACAACCAUCUGCGGGAGAUCCGACCGGGCACGUUCAACAAUCUGCCGGUGCUCGAGCGUCUAUUUCUGCACAGCAACAAGCUCCAUCGGUUGCCGGCGAAUGCGUUCGUCAACGUUGGUCCGAUGACGCGGCUGCGUCUCGACAGCAACGCGCUCAUCUGCGAUUGUAAUCUGGUCUGGCUGGUGGAACGCCUUCAGGACAAGCCUACGGAGAUGGCGGCAAUUUGCCAAUCUCCACACGAGAUGAAGGGUCGUUCCCUAACUACAAUGUUGCCCGAGGACUUUCAUUGCACAAAACCACGUAUCGUAGAAGGUCCGGAAGACACCGUGGUGCGAUUUGGUGACACGAUAACGUUGACGUGUCGAGUAACAGGUGAUCCGACACCAAAGAUCAAAUGGAUGAAGAAUACAAGAUAUUCGUGGGAGGCGGAUGACGAUGAGGAAAAGUACGUAAUUCGUGAGGACGGCGAAAAGUAUGUGAUUCGCGAGGACGGCACCUUGGUGAUCUCUGGCACGACCGAGCAAGACGGUGGGAUGUACGAGUGCGUAGCUAGCAGCGAUAUGGGUUCGGCCAAAUCCAGAAAGGCCAGAGCAGUGAUUACAGCGGCGUCUCAGUUGAUACUCGCUGAAAGACCAGAAUCCCAAAAUGUUACCGCCGGUACCAACGUGACCUUCUCUUGUCGAGCACUGGAUAAUCCUAGACCCGAUACUCGCUGGUUCAAAGACGGCCGAUCGAUCCCCUUUAACGACAGAAUCUCGCUCGCGAACGACGGCACGUUGUUACACAUCCUCGCGGUUAAGGAAACCGAUGCGGGCAAAUACGAGUGUUAUCUUAGGAGCACCGAUCACACGGUUCAUCUCUUCGCAGAUUUGAACGUUGUAGAUUUGACGGCGCCUCGAUUGCUAUUCAGACCACAAGACAUCGAGGUGGAACCGAAUGCCAUUGUCGAGGUACCCUGCCGGGCUGAGGGUAUCCCGAAGCCAGUGAUACAAUGGAAGAAGGACGGUAGCGCGCUCGAGGGUAACAGGGUCAAGAUCACACGCGGAGGAAGUCUUCUUAUUUUUAACGUGACUCCGCAAGACUCCGGCAGGUACGAGUGUUCAGCUGUAAACGAUUAUGGCCGCGCAACCGGCGAUGCUUUGGUGCGCGUUCGGCAGCCCGGUGCAACAACGGAUACACUCGUCAUACGAGCCUUCCAAAGUGCCACCGAGGAGAUCGAUCGUGCCAUUAAUAAAACGCUAUCGUCUCUCUUUAAUUCCGACGGCUCAUCGAAACACGUUGAUCCGUUCCGUUUAACACGGUUUCCGAACGCGAUCGAUCGCGCGGCCGCUAGACCCGCCGAGCUCUUCGAAAGAACUCUCAUCAAUAUUCGACGUAUGGUGGAUACCGGCAAUAAAGCAAACGUGACUGGUGAAUUCCGCUACGAGGAAAUCUUGACAGCUGAACAGGUGAAGGAAAUCGAACGAUUGUCCGGGUGCACCGGUCAUAGACGUCGGCAGAAUUGCACCAAUAGGUGCUUCCAUCGCAAAUACCGGGCUAUAGACGGCAGUUGCAAUAAUCUGCGUCAUCCUACUUGGGGUUCGUCGCAUACAGGAUUCCGGAGGGUACUGCAACCCAUCUACGAGAAUGGAUUCUCGAUGCCGGUCGGUUGGGAGAAGGGACGACGAUACUACGGUUAUCCGAAGCCCGCUGCACGUCUCGUGUCGACCACGCUAAUCUCUACCCAUACAAUUACGUCGGACGAUCAGAUUAGCCACAUGGUGAUGCAGUGGGGUCAGUUCCUGGACCAUGAUCUCGAUCACGCGUUACCGUCGGUAUCGAGCGAAUCGUGGGAUGGAAUAGACUGCAAGAAAUCCUGCGACAACGCCGCACCUUGCUUCCCGAUGGAAGUGCCGCCAGGUGAUCCGCGCAUCAGCAAUAGACGGUGCAUCGACUUUAUCAGAACUAGCGCCGUCUGCGGUUCUGGCGCGACCAGUAUACUGUGGGGCGGCUUGAUGCCGCGGGAACAGCUGAAUCAAUUAACCAGCUAUUUGGACGCGCCUCUCCUUCCAUACGCCUCUGGUCAGUUUGUCGACUGUCGCAGGAAUCCACUGGAGAGUUCGAUCAAUUGCUUCGUAGCCGGUGACAUUCGUGCCAACGAGCAAGUCGGCCUGCUGGCCAUGCACACCUUAUGGUUGCGCGAACACAACCGCAUCGCUCGCGCGCUACGCGAGAUGAAUCCACACUGGAAUGGCGAAAAAUUGUAUCAGGAAGCGAGACGUAUCGUCGGCGCAGAGAUGCAACACAUCACUUAUCGACACUGGUUGCCGCGAAUAUUUGGAUCGGCGAUCGAGGACUCUACUACGUUGGGACCGUACCGAGGCUACGAUCCCAACGUAGACGCCAGCAUAUCCAACGUUUUCGCCACCGCCGCUCUACGUUUCGGCCACUCGCUCAUCCAACCGCGUCUGGAGCGGCUGAACGCGUCCUUCCAACCGAUUCCUCAGGGUCCUCUCAAUUUGCGCGAUGCCUUCUUCGCCCCUUGGCGACUAGUGGAGGAAGGUGGCGUCGACCCGCUGAUCCGAGGUAUGUACGCCACGGCGGCGAAACUGAAGCUGCCCGAACAGAAUCUCAAUGUCGAGCUCACCGAACAGCUAUUCCGUACCGCUCACGCGGUUGCGCUCGAUCUAGCGGCGAUGAAUAUCCAACGAGCGAGAGAUCACGGGCUUCCCGGCUAUGUAGAGUGGCGCGAUUACUGCAACAUGUCGCGCGUCGAGACAUUCGAGCAUUUGACUAACGACAUCAGCAGCGCUCGAGUGCGGCAGAAGCUGCGCGAAUUAUACGGUCACCCGGGCAAUAUAGACGUUUGGGUUGGUGGUAUUCUCGAGGAUCAGUUGCCUGGGAUGAAAGUCGGACCGCUGUUCAAAUGCCUCCUACUCGAGCAAUUUCGGCGAACCCGGGACGGCGAUCGGUUCUGGUACGAGAAUCCAAGCGUCUUUCGCGCGGAACAACUCGCCCAGAUUCACCAAGUGUCACUAGCCAGAAUCUUAUGCGACAACGCCGACAACAUCACUCGCGUACAACCCAACGUGUUUCUACUGCCCGAGAGUCGCAAUCACUUUGUCAGUUGUGACGAGAUUCCUUACGUAGACUUGAACGCGUGGUCUGACUGCUGCGAAAAUUGCGAAGAUCGUGAUAAUACUAUCUCCCGCGUGCGUAGAGAGGCUGACAAGUAUUUUCCACCCAGUCGUGACUACGUCAAGGACACCGAUUCGUUGAGUCGCGAAGAGAAAAUCGAAUACUUACAAAGGAUGUUUGAUGAAAGUAAUCGAGAGGCUAAGCGUUUGCAACAACAGUCUGACAAGUUGUCACAAAGAGUGAAAGAACUCGAGUCAUUUUUAAAAGACAUUAAAACACAAUAGAGAAAUUAAAUGUGUACUUGGAUCAUUCUCUCUCUCUCUCUCUCUCUCUCUCUCUCUCUCUCUCUCUCUCUCUCUCUCAUGCAGAUAGUAACGCUCUUGCAUUUCUAAUAUAUGCUAUAUUCUUUAUUCAUUUAUUGUUGUAAAUAAAAGUAUUUGCAGAAACUUAAUUAAUUAUUGGGCGUCAUUUCUUUUAGACUAAUGCAAAUAAUGUUAGCAAGGAGCACAUAUAUAAUGUGAUAUAGACCGAAUCAUGCAUCGUAGCAAAGCUUA